AUGUCUCAAGUUCAAAGUUCCGGAUUGGCCGACCUUGAAAAAGAGCUGAUUUGUACCGAGCUCCUUUACCAACCCCUCACUCUCCUCGACUGCCUCCACACUUUCUGCGGCUCAUGUGUGAAAGAAUGGUUCACUGCGCAAGGGUCGCGUCGCCCCCGCGCCUCAUCUCGUUUCACCUGCCCGUCCUGUCGUGCUGAAGUGCGCGACACCCGCCCAAAUGCCACCGUGACGACCCUGCUGGACAUGGUCUUGACCGCACAACCAGAUCGAGCCAGAGCGGCAGAUGAAAAGGCAGAAAUUGCCACUCGGUACACACACGGCGAGUCGGUUUUCCCAGCACUUCCUUCGGGCGGGGAGAGUGGGGAGGAGGAUGGCGAGGACGAUAGACGACUUCUGGACGAGGUACGCGAGCUGAGUCUACGCGAAAGCCGGUCACAAGCUAGGCGGGAGGCCCGUAGGACGGGUCAAUCUUCACGGACGCGUGAGCGGAGUAGCCAUACGGAGAGGCCUGCAGAGGACGGCCGCUCAAGGCGUCGGAGAGAUGAUGAUACGACGCGGCAGCAUCGCACAUUACGACCCGAUGAUUCGGAGCGUACGCGACGGGUCGAGCACCAAUCCAGUCUACGGUCAUUGCUGAGUUUGUCUUCUGAUGCGGAGACUAUGGAGGCAGAGAUCUUGCGGCAAAUUCUCGAGGAUGGAUUACUGGACAACAUCAACCUUGAUAACCUUGGGCCAAGGCAAGAAGAGGAACUCAGUGAACGUAUCGCGGACGCUUACCGUCGGAGGCAUAUGCAAAGAUCGCAGUCUCGUCGGCGACAUGAGCCUGACGGACCUACGCGGACGCAUGCAAGGUCCGAGUCCGCCCAUAGGACUGCGGAACCAACGGCGGCUACCCGAGAACAUCAUGUUAGACGACCGCCAGUUUCCAGACCUCAUCUGUUCGGUCCAGCUCCCGCGCGGCCGAUUAUAGGCCAUCAAAGACGCAAUUCAGAACAAGUGGGUGGGCGCCGAAGGACCUCGCCCGUCCGAGCAAAUCAGGCGUCUGCGUCAGAUGAUGCUAUAAGGCCUGCUGCCCGAUCUUCGAGUGAUAUUACUGCGGAUCGCCCUGUUUCUCAGGCUGGGCGCGUACGAUCAGAGUCAUCAUCGGCCAGGACGCGACGUGCCACGGAGUCUGAACAGAAUCUCUCUAGCACAUUAUCCGUCGGAGGACGAGAACGAAGCUCUUCUAGGCAGACUAGGAGUCAAUCAGCCACGAACUCUCCCACUUCUAGCGCUGCACCUUCAAAUGCGUCCCGCCAUACGGCCCACGCGGAUCACGCCCUUUCGUCGUUGUCCUCGCCCCUUGUUCCAGGCCGAUCAGACAGACGAACAAGACCAUCUUCGUCCCGCUCCAAUGUUCCUGCAUCUCCCACUGUACAAUUCCCGGAGCCGUCUAUCUCCUGUGACCGUUGCGAGAAGGACAACAUCCAAUAUGAUCUAUACAAGAGAUGCACAAGUUGCAAGGAAGGAAACUUCCACCUGUGUCUACGAUGUUACCGUUUGGGUCGUGGCUGUCUUCAAUGGAGCGGAUUUAGGGCAUCCGCACAUACCACCUUUCAAAGAAUCAUAUCGUCGUCUACUCGACGCCCUAUACAUAUUAAUGACCCAGGCCAUAUCUUAAUGUGGUUCAAAUAUCAGCGGCCCUCCGAGACUGCCCAUCGAAUGAUGAGCGGAGAAAGACAAAUGACCAGCGACAAUCCAGUACGCCGGCUACAAAGCGGUCUCUUUUGUGAUGCGUGUCAAUCGUCGACGAACGACUGUUUUUGGAAAUGCAACCAGUGCAACGAGGGAGACUGGGGUUUCUGCAACUCCUGCGUUAACCAAGGACGAUGCUGCACGCACGCCCUGUUGCCCAUCCGGCGCAUUACCCGUAGCCCACCUCCGUCAGCACCAUCUACUACGCCGCCACCAGCCGAAUCAAAUACUCUUCCCACAUCCGAGAUGGAGAGCUUCAAAAUUCUCUCAUUCUCAACAAACUGCGACAUCUGCACCUACCCGAUCCCAGCCUCAAAUACCCGCUAUCAUUGUCUGGAAUGCAAUGGUGGUGAUUACGAUGUCUGUACAAACUGCUACCUCAAACUCGUGGCAACGGGCAAAAUCAACAAAGAGAACGGACACAACGGAUGGCGCCGCUGUCUCGCCGGCCACCGUAUGAUAGUAGUCGGAUUCGAAGACCACGAAGAAGGCCAGCGUCGCGUCGUUGUCCGCGACCUUGUGGGUGGCCGCGCCCUGAAAGACGAACACGUAGCACAAUCACAAACUUCCUCCCCAGGAACAGGUGGCCCAGUCGCAUCCCCGGAGCUAGGAACCGGUGACUGGACCUGGAAGGAUGGCCCCGAGCGCCGUAAGAAAGCAUCCCGUCUGCGUGCCGGGCCUGCUGCCACGAACGAUACCAGCAGAAGUACUGUCUCUGCUUCUGAUCCCUCAAGCCCACCCCUUUCCAGUUCCACCGCAACUCCCAUUCAGGGUAUUCCGCCCUUCCGCCGGUUCCCGCCUGACGGUGGUGUCGGUCUCAUUGUCCACGCUCUGUGGUCCUGGUACCCAGAAGAAGAAGUUUCAGACGAGCUUGUCUUCCCGCGCGGUGCACAUAUUACCGAGGCAGAGAAUAUCAACGAUGACUGGUUCUGGGGAUGCUAUGCUGGUCGGACGGGACUGUUCCCUGGUUCGCAUGUUCAAUUCGUCCGGGAGGUCCUUAGAUAA
Messenger RNA from Penicillium griseofulvum, 2739 nucleotides. Its product is annotated as SH3 domain protein. Gene Ontology annotation, biological process: mitotic cell cycle checkpoint signaling; protein ubiquitination; ubiquitin-dependent protein catabolic process. Gene Ontology annotation, molecular function: zinc ion binding; protein binding; ubiquitin-protein transferase activity. Bases 1 to 2739 code for a protein of 912 amino acids. The transcript has 2 exons. NCBI's taxonomy places the organism in Eukaryota, Fungi, Ascomycota, Eurotiomycetes, Eurotiales, Aspergillaceae. The record is from RefSeq and is a predicted model, not a curated record. Gene Ontology annotation, cellular component: nucleus.